AGUGACUUGAUUGAUGCCGCCGCCAGGGCGAGAUGAAGCUGCACUGCGAGGUGGAGGUGAUCAGCCGGCACUUGCCGGCCUUGGGGCUCAGGAACCGAGGCAAGGGUGUCCGAGCUAUACUGAGCCUUUGUCAGCAGACGCCCGGGAGUCAGCUGCGGCCCCGCGCGAGGGGCGAGCCUGGCAGCCCGCGCCCCGCCUGCCUACUAAUCUCUACCAUGAAGGACAAGCGCGGGACCCGCUAUGAACAGCUAAAGGAAAACAUUGAGCAGUUCUUCACCAAAUUUGCAGAUGAAGGGAAAGCUACUAUCCGGUUAAAGGAGCCUCCUGUUGAUAUCUGUCUAAGUAAGGCCAAUUCUGGCAGUUUGAAGAGUUUCCUUUCAGCUGUGAGACUGGUUCAUAAAGGCUGUGAUAUCAACGCAUCACUUUCCACACUCACACCAGUGAAAACAUCAGAAUUUGAAAAAUUUAAAACAAAAAUGGUUAUCACUUCCAAAAAGGACUAUCCUCUAAGCAAGAACUUUCCAUAUUCUCUGGAACACCUUCAGGUUUCUUAUUGCGGGCUUGUUCGAGUUGACAUGCGUAUGCUUUGUUUAAAAAACCUUAGGAAGUUGGACUUGAGUCACAACCACAUAAAAAAGCUUCCAGCGACAAUUGGAGACCUCAUGCACCUUCAAGAACUUAACCUGAAUGACAAUCACUUGGAGUCAUUUAGUGUGGCCUUGUGUCAGUCUACACUCCAAAAGUCACUUCGGAGUUUGGAUCUCAGCAAAAACAAAAUCAAGGUACUCCCUGUGCAGUUUUGCCAGCUGCGAGAACUUACAGAUUUAAAACUUGAUGAUAAUGAAUUGAUUCAGUUUCCUUUCAAGAUAGGACAGCUAGCAAACCUUCGUUUUUUGUCAGCAGCUAGAAAUAAGCUUUCAUUUUUGCCAUGUGAAUUUAAAAACCUAUCCCUUGAGUAUUUGGAUCUUUUUGGAAAUACUUUUGAACAGCCAAAGGUCUUUCCAGUUAUAAAACUGCAAGUGCCAUUAAGUUUAUUGGAAUCUUCUGCACGAGCCAUACUAUAUAAUAGGAUUCCAUAUGGCUCUCAUAUCAUUCCUUACCAUCUUUGCCAAGAUUUGGAUGCUGCAAAAACCUGUGUUUGUGGAAGAUAUUGUCUGAACUGUUACAUUCAAGGAACUACUACCAUGAAUCUCCACUCUGUUGCUCACACUGUGGUCUUAGUAGAUAAUAUGGGUGGUACAGAAGCACCUAUUACCUCUUACUUUUGUUCUCUAACCUGCUAUGUAAAUUCCUCUGAUGUGUUAAAGUAAUAGGUGAUGCCACAAAAAGAAAUUUCAUUUAGUUAUAA
This is a messenger RNA of Marmota flaviventris (yellow-bellied marmot), 1348 nucleotides long. It is a transcript of the gene Lrr1, whose product is annotated as leucine rich repeat protein 1. Gene Ontology annotation, molecular function: protein binding. Gene Ontology annotation, cellular component: cytoplasm. Lineage: Eukaryota; Metazoa; Chordata; Mammalia; Rodentia; Sciuridae. The record is from RefSeq and is a predicted model, not a curated record.